AUGCCAAAAAUUAGAGAGUAUAAUGAAAAAGAAUCUUUGAAAUUGGACGAAUGUUUUAAAGAAUCUUUGGUACGCAUUAGACCUUACAUUUUAGGACUAACGUCCACAGAAAGUGCACAUUUGUGUAGAGUUUGGCUUCAUAAAUUAUAUGCUGCUUCUUCGCAACGUCGUCUAAGAAAUGAAUAUCUCGUGGAAUUAUGGAGGCAACUGAAGACAGGUCGUUUGGGAGGAAUUUUCAGUAGACCUCCUCCUAAUGGAUAUCUUUUACCACUACCUAAGUCGUAUCAUAUGGUACCUAUAUUUGGAUUUAUAAAAUUUAUCCUAAUUAAAGAGUAA
Habropoda laboriosa is the source of this 336-nucleotide messenger RNA. RefSeq lists its product as uncharacterized. The coding region runs from base 1 to 336 and encodes 111 amino acids. The transcript has a single exon. NCBI's taxonomy places the organism in Eukaryota, Metazoa, Arthropoda, Insecta, Hymenoptera, Apidae. The record is from RefSeq and is a predicted model, not a curated record.